Molecule: messenger RNA, 369 nt
Organism: Closterium sp. NIES-67
Lineage: Eukaryota; Viridiplantae; Streptophyta; Zygnematophyceae; Desmidiales; Closteriaceae
Source: the annotation of a GenBank genome assembly
UUUACCUAGAUGACAUCCUGGUCUACAGCCAGACUCGGGAGCAGCACUAAAAAAAACCUCAUAGCAGUUUUUACGCUAAUGCAGGAGCAUCGGCUGCUCACGAAGGGGUCUAAGUGCGAGUUGUUAACAGACCGCUUAGAAUUUCUAGGUCAUGUAAUUUCCACUAAAGGCGUCGAAGUCGACCCUCGGAAGAUCGAGACGGUGCAAGCCUGGCUACCGCCCACGAACCUGCAGGAGCUGCAAUUUUUUUUUGGGUUCAUCAAUUAUGUUCGGAGAUUUAUCCCGAAUAUGGCGGGGGUAACUGCACCACUGACUGACAUGCUGCAGAAAGGGACUGAGUAUUAGGUGGGGGGAGAAAGCAGCCAAUUC